CUCUGGGACCUCCUCACCAUCUACACUUGCGUCCAAAGAAAAGGGUUCCUUUCAUGCGGACUCGGAUACGUCCGACCGUCCCUCGAAGUAUACGAGACCCCGCUGUGAGAUCAGCAGAAUGGGAUCCGCAAAGAUAUGCUUUGACUUUGCCCGAACUGGGUCCUGCAAGUUCAAGAAUUGUCGAUAUUCCCAUGAGGCCGGCCCGUCAAAGCCUGCAGGCAAAGGAAACAACUCGAGAUCGAGCGCGCGAAGACAACAACCCAGUCAUAGAACCAACGACAGCAACGGCCUUGCCGCCUGGAAGCGAAAAGCCCCUAAGAGCCGACUAGCGAUCCCUCCCCUAGGUGCAGAGCUGGGCCAGUUCUUUGCAACGGCCAGAAGGCUGAUCGAAGUGGACGAUGACAGCACGGCUCAAGAAGUGAUCCAAUGCCUCUCCCACGAGGGGGGUCUGCAACGAAUCCAGGAACUCAUUCAGCGUGACUAUUCUCUGAUGCCAAAUGUCACCAAACGAGAUGUAUUUCAAAAGCAGUUCCUCCCCUUUCUCGAGAGUAUCACCCAUCACAAAGUUCUCGCGUCGUUAGUGAUGGAGGAGUUUGUGGUGAAAAUCUACAACUGUAUCUACGGACCAGCCGGGCAUCGUGCAGAGCCAUUUCUGAAUUUUCUGGCCGAUGUUGUGCAGCUGGACAUUGAACUUCACUCAGAUGCAACCUCGACUUACCUAGAACUAGCGCUCCUGGUGUUCUGUAAGGUUAUUGAGCUGAACUCGACUGCGUUCAUCCAGGAGCCGUUGAAGCCGGUCGCGAGGCGAUUUUACGACCUCUUCAUGAUCCUUCACGCCCUGAAGACUGCGGGGUCACUAGACCGACCGCGGCAUCACCUGGAAGUAUUACAACGUCAGUUGGAGAUUGGAUCCGCCCUACCCCCUUUGCUGGGAAGCUCAAUGCCUCGACAAGCCCAUAAAUCUCCUGUAGCCUUUGUCACUCCGAAAGACCCGCCUGGCGGUCGCCACGACAACGAUCAUGCGGAUAUUUGCAGGAUCAAAAUCAUGCCUACUUUCCAGGAAAUAAUGAGUCCGCGUUCCGAAUAUCUCCCGGGGAAAGACCCGCAACAGUGGCAUAUCGGCGGUCUCGCCGGGCUCUUGGACCGAAAUUUUCGGCUGCUGAGGGAAGACACCAUCGGCCAACUUCGAGACGUUAGUCAUGCUGAGCUGAGGCCCCGCCGGUCAAGAGAUGCGCCGAAGAGUCAAGUCAGGACCAACGUCUAUCAGGACGUCCAGGUACGGGGGCUGGAUUUCGAUCGUUUGAUGGGCUUGCAGUUUGUUGUCCAGUUUGCACAGCCGUUGAAUGUCAGGUCCGUGUCGGAGGCUCACCGCAGAGAAUGGUGGGAGCUAUCGAAAAGACUACAAUCCAGCGCCCUCGUUUGCCUCACGGAUCUCCGAGGAUUCGCCAUCUUUUGCACCGUCGCCGGGCCAGAGCGUCCCAGAAUGGAUGUGAGGCAAGAACCGCGGCAAAGGAAGGUCUCCUCGCUGUUCAAGGAGGCGAGAGUUGCAUCUGUGACCAUGGAGCUAGUGGAACCGACUGAGGAGAAUCGGCAGUAUAUCCUAGAUUGUUACCGGCCGCCCAACGGCCGACGCGCACUCUCAUUGAUUGAGUUUCCUGGGAUUCUCUUGCCAUCAUUCCAACCAACCUUAAAGGCACUUCAGUCAAUGAAGAAAGCUGCAGACCUUCCGAUGUCCGAAUUCCUCGCGCCAGACGAGAUGCUUACAGGCCUAGUGGACAUGCCGCCUCCCAAGUAUGCGGCGGUGCCAGGGUUUAGUUUCAACCUACGUUGUCUCAUGGACGACCGGUCGGACCUCCUAGUGAGCCCGUCGCAACCCCUUGACAUGGAGAAGCUCCAAAAGAAGUCUACCCUUGAUCAUGCACAAGCACGGGCUCUUGUCCAUACACUCCAGCGAAAGAUAGGACUGAUCCAAGGCCCACCAGGCACGGGCAAAAGCUAUACUGGUGUCGCUCUGAUCAAUGUCCUGCUCGCUAACAAGGCGAAAGUAAAGCCACAGCUUGGCCCUAUCAUAUGUGUCUGCUACACGAAUCACGCUCUCGAUCAGCUUCUAGAAGACCUAUUGGACAAUGAAAUCACGACUCAAAUCAUCCGUAUCGGCUCGCAGUCCAAGUCAGAAAAACUACAGCCACUCAAUCUCAAAACCGUAGUUCGACAGAUUGACAAAACAAGGUUGGAAAAGGAGGAGCAGUGGAAACUGCAAGUGAACUUCGAUGAUUACGAAAACAGAUUCGAUGCACUUAAACUAGAUGCAAUAGGCACCGAUCGAAGCUUGCAGUUCCAUCUGAAGCGAAACCAUCCUCGCCAAUUUAGUCAACUGUUCGGCAAGGCGGAGGAUGGUUUUGAGAAGGCUUCUAAUCGACGCCGUCAACACCUUCUACAGACGUGGCUUAGAUCGGGUCCAGCAACUAAGGGCCAGCCGCGUGCGGUGGACGCCCUUCAUCAGGUUCAUUUGGACAACAUGACUUCCAAGGAACGCAGAAUAUUAUACAAUCAUUGGAUCGGAGAAAGUAGACAAGAUCUCCAUACUCAAGCUCGCUCGAUCUUGGCAUCGCACCAGGAAAAUAAAGCGUCCUAUGAUAGGAUCCGAGACGAACUAGAUCUGCGAUGCUUGCGUAAUGCGGAUGUAAUAGGAGUCACGACGACUGGCUUGGCCCGCAAUCUGAACAUGCUGCGCAGACUACAAUCGAAAGUGAUCAUGUGCGAGGAGGCGGGCGAGGUCCUAGAAGCUCAUCUCCUCACCUCACUUUUACCAUCGGCCGAGCAUGUCAUCCUGAUCGGAGAUCAUCAGCAGCUUCGGCCUCAGAUCCAGAACUACGGGCUUUCUCGAGAGAGCAGAACAGGACAACAAUACUCCUUGGAUCGCUCCCUAUUCGAACGGCUUGUCGAACCGGAUGAUGCCGUUGACAUAAGGCUCCCAUUUUCUACACUGGAAACACAACGACGGAUGCAUCCCUCAAUCGCACAGCUGGUCCGAGACACAUUGUACCCUAACUUACAGGACGCACCUUCAGUUAGUCAGUAUCCUGAGGUUGCAGGUAUGAGGAAAAGGCUUUUCUGGCUUGACCAUCGACGGCCUGAAGGCAACCCUUCGAUCCAGGAUGCCAUGGCAACAUCUCACUGGAACGAUCACGAAAUUGAAUUGACAUCGGCUUUGGUAAACCAUCUGCUGCGCCAAGGAACAUACCAAGCAGGUGACAUAGCUGUUCUGACUCCAUAUCUUGGCCAGCUUCACCGAAUGAGGCGUACACUAAGCCAAGCAUUCACAAUCACCCUUGGAGAAAGAGACCAGGACGACCUUGACAAGGCAGGCUUCACAGAAGAUGAAAGACCGACGCCGCCGAGCGCAGUGUCCAGAUCUACCCUCCUACAGGCACUGAGAGUCGCGACUAUUGACAACUUCCAGGGUGAGGAGGCAAAGGUGGUGGUGAUCUCUCUGGUGAGAAGCAACGAUCAAAAUCGAUGUGGCUUCCUCCGCACACCAAAUCGCAUCAAUGUUUUGCUUUCGCGUGCACAGCAUGGAAUGUAUAUCAUCGGUAACUCGGAAACCUCAAGGGGUGUGGACAUGUGGCAUAAGGUUCUUGGCAUCUUUGAAGAACAUGAUAACUUUGGCACAGGCUUAGAGCUCAAAUGCCCCCGCCACCCUUCUACUCCCAUCACUGUAUCACAGCCGGACGACUUCGUGCAAUUUUCGCCUGAAGGAGGUUGCAGUCUGCGAUGCGGCAAGCGUUUACAGUGUGGUCACCCGUGCAAGCAAAAAUGCCACUCAGAGAUACUUCACCAGACAGUCUAUUGUCCAGAGCCAUGCCCACGUCCACAGAAAGGAUGUUCCCACCCUUGUCCCAAAUUUUGUGGUGACACAUGUCCGAAGAGAUGCGGCAUCGUAGUAUUUGAUGCAGACCGGGUCCUCCCUUGUGGUCACUCAAUGGCCAGUCUUCCUUGUUGGCAAGCACAAGAUCUCAGCCUCGUUAAAUGUCCAAUGUUUGUCAAAAAGCAUGUUCCUUAUUGCAACCAUGAAGUAACAAUCGCCUGUCACAUCGAUGUGAGCAAGCCCGAGUACAAAUGCACGCGCCAAUGUCAUGCUGCUUUACCCUGCGGCCAUAACUGUAAGCGUCAAUGCAGCCAAUGUAUGAUUCAGACAAAUGAGGAAACCAAGGCAGAUCAUGGGCCAUGCAAGCAAAGGUGUGGCCGUCUCUAUUCCACAUGUGCCCAUACCUGUGCAGCAGAAUGCCACGGGGAGACUCCGUGUCCGCCAUGCACAGCGCCCUGUGAUGUCCAGUGUGUUCACUCCAGGUGUUCUCAAAAAUGUUCCGAGCCAUGUGCCCCUUGUGCAGUAUCAAAAUGCCUGUCUGUCUGUCCGCAUAGCGCGUGUUCCAUGCCUUGCGCCGCUCCGUGUGAUCACAUUCCAUGCUCUCGACGAUGCGAGAAAUUUCUACCUUGCGGCCACCAAUGCCCGUCCUUAUGUGGUGAACCUUGUCCAGCGGAGAAAUUCUGUCAAACAUGUGCGACUGACGACAUCAAGGAUAUAUCUGUGGACUUCAUCUUGGGUCAGACAUACAAAGAGAUUGACCUAGACGAAAAUCCUUGCAUAUUUCCCCCAUGUGGACAUUUUCUAACUGUGGAAAACAUGGACGCUCAAAUGGAUCUUGGGAAACACUAUGUGGUUGAUGAAAUGGGAAAGCCGAUCUCAAUCUCCAAAUCAUCCGAGCCGUUCUCCAUCUCGGACAUUCGGAACUGUGCCACCUGUCGAGGUUCGUUGAGAAGUAUAUCCCGAUAUGGGAGACUCGUGAGGCGUGCCUUGUUGGACGAAGCGACGAAGAAAUUCAUUCUGUACGUAAAUCAGCAGUACGUACCGAUGGCUCAGAAACUUGCCCAAUUUGUGGCUCAGCUGCCACAGCACAAAGGGACGGCGGUAGCAAAAGCAUUCCAAAAUGAACUUACUCUCAAGGUUCAAGGGCCACCAGACCACCAAAUCCGAUUGAUGCACCAGCAGCUCGGGAAGUAUGAUACGACAAGGUGGAAAGAUUUAAUCCUCUUGCGGCAUCAGGUUACAGAAUACUAUAACAAAGUCAAGGUGGAGGAGCAGCCAUUCAACCAAGUACGCAACAUGGUGGAAGACGCCCGUCGUCGCAAACGAAAAACCGGGCAAUUUGAAUUUGACGAGAAUGUACUUCAGACGAAAGGCUGCGUUCAAGCAGCUUCUCUAUUGCUUCGCCUCGACACAGCAUUGAUUGGGGACUUCCUCUCUUUGUAUAAACAAACUCCUGGCAAGUCCAACAAAUGUGUUCUACACCUUGACCUUCAGGCAAACCGAAAGGAAGGCGAAAAGCUGACGGCCAUGGCUGUCAACUCACAGCGCGUAUUGCACCAGGUCGAGGGAUAUCUAUUCCGCGCUCAACUGUGUGCCCUAGAGAGCCAGAGCAGCGGCCAGCCAACACGGGUAGAGGACCUUCUGGAAGAGGGUAAUGAGUGCAUUGACCGAGCCCAAAAGCUGUGUACGGCGCACCCUGGGCAGGUGCGUGGACUUUCUGACGAAAUCGAGGGCACUUUGAAGAUGCUCCGCGGCGGUACGUUUUACACACCCGUGACCAGUGAAGAAAGAAUGGCGGUUGUCGCUGCUAUGGCGCGGGAAUUUAGAGGCACCGGACAUUGGUAUCGUUGCGAGAAUAAUCAUCCUUUCACCAUCGGAGACUGCGGUGGUGCUAUGGAAAUCUCCACCUGUCCCGAAUGUGGUGCACGUGUAGGUGGUCAACGCCAUCGGACCCUAGCUGGAGUGACCCGUGCCGAUGAUUUGGAAGUGAACUUGGCCCGGCUAAUGAUUUGACACUAUGCGACCUGAGAGUCCCAGUGGAGAUCAGUGUUUGAUGAUGACUUUGUCUCCAACAUAGUGAAGUAGAACCAAAAGACGACUGGGCAACCUGCCAUUGCAAGGAUUGAUUCUUCACAUCUUGUGGGGUUGAACAAGUUUGAAGAAUGACACACUAAACAGCGUAGUCACGGAAAGAGACGC
Molecule: messenger RNA, 6067 nt
Organism: Aspergillus pseudotamarii
Lineage: Eukaryota; Fungi; Ascomycota; Eurotiomycetes; Eurotiales; Aspergillaceae
Product: putative NF-X1 finger and helicase domain protein
Exons: 2
Coding region: 119-5881 (1920 amino acids)
Biological process (GO): regulatory ncRNA-mediated heterochromatin formation
Cellular component (GO): nuclear RNA-directed RNA polymerase complex; nucleus
Molecular function (GO): zinc ion binding; helicase activity
Source: RefSeq, a predicted model, not a curated record